CUAUUCAAUAAAUUUGAUAUAAUCCUACGUUCAUCAACCAGGCAAUACACAUAUCAUUUAACUAGGUUAAGAACAAGAGACCAUAUUAGAGGAUUUAAUUAGGCUAAUAACUAUUGACAUUUUCAUAUUUGCUGUUACAUAUUUGAGGUGCUAUAUUUUUACAUAAGAUAGGUGUUCUAGUCAAUAUCUUAUGUACUAUGAUCCGCGUCUAUAUAUUUUAUCAAACACAACUAUAAGAAAUUGGCAGUUUGCUAUUUUGAUCAAAUCGAUUUCCCCUACGGUUCUACCGUUUUAGAGUAUGUGUGGCUGUCUGUAUAAAUGUAAUACCACUGAUCGAACCCUCUAGAUUCAACAUUCGAAUAAAAAAUCUAUAAUAUGGAAUGCAUAUAACAUUUUUAAAUUGGAAGUGUGGAAUCCUCCAGAUUGAACACGUCGGGUUGUGUAAAAUUUACGGAAUGGGACAAAUGGCGGUGGUUAAAAUUACGUUGCAGUAUAUGCCACUCACUUCAAGUUCUAUUUAUAGACCAUCAAUAAACAAAUUUAUCUCUAAGUGAGGCUUCAAGCAAAUCUUCGAACUUCAACAAUGUCUAGCUCAAACUCCCUUCUCUUAUUCUUCUCCGUCUUGUUCACGUUAAUCUUCUCACUCGUACCUGUCAAUUCUGAUAUCGAAGUGGAGAAACCACCUCAACCGCUCCACCCGGUAGCUCCUGUGGGCAAACCGUCAGCACCUCCUCAGCCGGCACCAACGGUUAAACCGCCUUCACCUCCAACUACACCGCUUCUACCACCAGUUAUGCCAAAAGAUUGCCCUAAGUUGUGUGAUGUUAGAUGUGGUUCGCAUUGGAGACCGAAGGUAUGUAUUAGAGCAUGCAGAACAUGUUGUCUCAGGUGCAAAUGUGUACCACCCGGCACGUAUGGAAACAGAGAGAAGUGUGGCAGAUGUUACACAAAUAUGACUACUCAUGGUGGUCGACCUAAGUGUCCUUGAUCCGCUUAAAUAUCUUCUCUGUAGCUUUGUAAGAUCAAAUGUUUAAUGUCACUUUCUGAGUAGUCGACCUAAGUGUCCUUGAUCCGCUUAUAUAUGGUUUAUGUAACUUUGUAUGAAAAGAGAUUAAUGAAAAAACCUGAUGUCAAAUUUCACUGCUAUUUCAGUUAUCUUUGUAUACAUUUCAGUGAUAAAUUUUCGAAUUUUUUAUGGAAAUUAGGGACAAAGUUUGAGUUUUGGCCUCGACUUCUCUUAGUUGAAAAGAAUGUUUAUAUAAAUAUUAGUAAAAAUCGGCCAACAUAACAAAUAAAAUUACUUGAAAGAUUCGGGUAUAUGGUCAGCUCUUUUUAUGGCUUUGACGGCCAAGAUCAAUGACAAUGUACACAUAUUGUGGGUCCGAUAUAGCACAUGCUUCGACAAGAAUCACAACUGUGUCUAGCUCAUUACAUUUUUCUUUUCAAAUUUAUCCUUUAAUUAAAUUUUUAAAUAACUAGUCUUCUAGAGUAAAGUACAUGCAAAACUUAGGAUCAUACAAUGAACCGUUAUAGUCGUUAACAAUGUCUCUAAUAAAAAGUGAUUUCAAGUUCGAUCAUCAUCGCUAUUCGGACUAAAGCUAUUAUUCAAAUUGGGGCGAAUUAAUGGGGGUUAUGUGUAACUUAAUAGUACGCUUCACUUAAACGUCAUGAAAAUGACCUGGGUCCGAUAUUUGUGAAGCCUACUUGACGGAUACAAUCACCUUAAACCUGUAUGAAAAAUAACAUACUAUAGAACCUGACAUCUUUGUCACAUAGUUAGACCUGAUUUCUAAGAUCUACCUAAGUUUACCGUAACUUUGCAUGUAGUUCUCAGAAUCACACCAUGUUGAUAUAUUGUUGUCAUCAUCAGUUCACUACUACCAUCACCGACACCAUUACAAUUCAUCACAUCAUUAUCACAUAAUCACCAUUAAUAAAAUAAACCAUUUGACGAACAUAUUCGGAUAAGAAAAUGUAUUAGGCAAAUCGGUACACGUUCUCUUUUUUUUUUUUUUUACAGAAUCCGAAAUUUGAAUUCUUGGAAUUUAGCAACAACUAACAAACGCAGUGGUCUGACCUAAACAUAUUGCAGAAUAUACAUUAUUUAUCCGAAAUAAUCUUUUUAGUUUCUACAAUAUGUAUAUGAAUCAUUUAAAAAUACUAUCAAUAUGCUUCCAUUUAGAUGGAAAUAAGAGAGUCAGAAACACAUUUGGAUUCUCUUACACUGUCGAUAUCUUUUUUGAUAAUUUGGACCAUUACAGUUGGAUUUUGCUGUUAUUUCUUCUAUUGGGUUUAGUAAUAGUGGUGAUACAAACAGAAGAUAACACUUGUUAGCCAACCCCAAGACGCCUGUUUAUUAUCAUUAUCAGCACCGACAUUAUACAUAAACAAAUAAUCACAAGUACCAUAAAAUGUUUAUGAGCGGUGAUUAUAAAAAUACUAAGAUAGUGCAUCACAUAGAUAGUAGGACUGCCAUUACAGCCCAAACGAGAUUUCUUAAACUUAGUGCUUAUUAGGCAUGAUUCAGGGGACCAUUCCGUUAUCAUCAAGCAUAGCUGCAUAGGUAAGAUAAUCAUAUACUAGCUUUUAAUAAAAAAAUUCAAAGCAUCAUUUCAGUUUAGACAAAAAGAUGACACUUUCUGUCUUCAAAACAAGUGUACAUGGUUGAGAUAGAUUUCGAAAUGUAUAUUAUCUUUUAGUCCAACGUUACGAACUAAAAGUCAAUAGUACUUUUUAAUCCAUUGUUACUACGAACUAUAAGUCAUAACAAUUAUGAAAUUGCGGAAUCAGCCACAAAACUUUCAAUUAAUCAAAUAAAAUCCAUGAGACUCUUCUCUGUCUUCUCCGCGUGGACGAGAGAGUAUCACACACACACAAAGUUUAGAUGCAUGUGAACUACGUAAUGUCCGUCAAUUUCUCUAUUGAUUUUUUAGUUUAAUUUAUCUACACAAAUAAUUGAACAAAACAUAUGCUGCAUUAUCAUUUCAUUUUACGUAAUUAUCCCUAUACACAUUUUUAAAAGAGAAAAAUUAUCCCAUAUACAUCACCAAACUAGUUUGUCUUAUACUAAUUUCAAAAUUUCAGUGGAUAUUCUAACAACUAAUUUCCUUUAAUCAAAAACUCAUUUUACCUUUUUGAAUCAAUCUUUUGUUUGGUUCAAAAUAGAUCAAUUCGUAUCAAUUUCUUUAGUAAACCGCGCUUUAAUGCCAAUAAACCGGUC
Molecule: messenger RNA, 3220 nt
Organism: Brassica rapa (field mustard)
Lineage: Eukaryota; Viridiplantae; Streptophyta; Magnoliopsida; Brassicales; Brassicaceae
Product: gibberellin-regulated protein 14
Source: RefSeq, a predicted model, not a curated record